Molecule: messenger RNA, 4674 nt
Organism: Varanus komodoensis (Komodo dragon)
Lineage: Eukaryota; Metazoa; Chordata; Lepidosauria; Squamata; Varanidae
Gene: MSN
Product: moesin
Exons: 13
Coding region: 131-1921 (596 amino acids)
Biological process (GO): regulation of cell shape; positive regulation of early endosome to late endosome transport; regulation of organelle assembly
Cellular component (GO): adherens junction; microvillus; plasma membrane
Molecular function (GO): actin binding; cell adhesion molecule binding
Source: RefSeq, a predicted model, not a curated record
UGCGCUCCUCUGCUCGGAGACGCUGCCUUGUCACUCGUGGUCUUGCGCAGGGAGCGCCCAGCCCAGGAGGAGCCGCGCCGCCGCCGCCCCACGGAGCCGCAGAGGAAGCCCGCCCGAAGCCGCCGGCAAGAUGCCGAAGACGAUCAGUGUGCGAGUUACCACUAUGGAUGCUGAGCUGGAAUUCGCCAUCCAGCCCAACACGACUGGGAAGCAACUGUUUGACCAGGUUGUAAAAACAAUAGGCCUGAGAGAAGUUUGGUUCUUUGGACUUCAGUACCAGGACACCAAGGGCUUCUCAACAUGGCUGAAGCUGAACAAAAAGGUGACAGCUCAGGACGUGCGCAAAGAGUGUCCGUUGCUGUUCAAGUUCCGCGCCAAGUUCUACCCCGAGGAUGUGGCAGAGGAGCUGAUUCAAGACAUCACGCAGCGCCUGUUCUUCCUCCAAGUGAAGGAGGGCAUCUUGAACGAUGACAUCUACUGCCCCCCGGAAACUGCUGUCCUCCUGGCUUCUUAUGCCGUCCAGUCCAAAUACGGAGACUUCAACAAAGAGGUGCAUAAGCCAGGCUACCUCGCUGGUGACAAACUGCUUCCCCAGAGGGUUUUGGAACAGCACAAACUCAACAAGGAUCAGUGGGAGGAAAGGAUCCAGGUGUGGCAUGAAGAACAUCGGGGGAUGCUCAGAGAAGACGCCGUCCUGGAAUAUCUGAAAAUUGCACAGGAUCUGGAGAUGUAUGGUGUGAACUACUUCAGUAUUAAGAAUAAGAAGGGAUCAGAACUCUGGUUGGGAGUAGACGCCCUUGGACUCAACAUUUAUGAGCAUAAUGACCGGUUAACACCCAAAAUUGGAUUUCCAUGGAGUGAGAUCAGAAAUAUUUCAUUCAAUGAUAAGAAGUUUGUUAUCAAGCCGAUUGACAAGAAAGCACCAGACUUUGUAUUCUAUGCCCCACGGCUAAGGAUUAACAAGCGCAUCCUGGCUCUCUGCAUGGGGAACCAUGAGCUCUACAUGCGGAGGCGUAAGCCAGACACGAUUGAAGUGCAGCAGAUGAAGGCCCAAGCCCGGGAGGAGAAGCACCAGAAGCAGAUGGAGAGGUGUGUGCAGCGGAGCUCGGAGCAUGCGGCAACGGCUCGUGCGUGCCCAGCCUUGUUAGAGAAUGAAAAGAAGAAGAGGGAGCUGGCGGAGAAGGAGAAAGAGAAGAUUGAGCGUGAAAAAGAGGAACUCAUGGAACGGCUCAAGCAAAUUGAGGAACAAACCAAGAAAGCUCAGCUAGAGCUGGAAGAGCAGACCCGCCGGGCACUUGAGCUGGAGCAGGAAAGGAAGCGAGCUCAGGAGGAAGCAGAGAAGCUGGCGAAGGAGCGGCAGGAAGCCGAGGAGGCCAAGGAAGCCUUGCUGAAGGCAUCGCACGAUCAAAAGAAGACCCAGGAACAGCUGGCUGCUGAAAUGUUGGAGCUCACAACCAGGAUCUCACAGCUGGAAAUGGCCCGGCAGAAGAAAGAAAGCGAGGCCGUGCAGUGGCAGCAGAAGGCCCAGAUGGUUCAAGAAGACCUAGAAAAGACCAAAGAGGAGCUGAAGUCCGCCAUGAGCACGCCUCACGUCCUGGAGCCCAUGCAGUCGGAGAACGAGCAUGACGACGAGCAGGACGAGAACGCCGCGGAGGCCAGCGCGGAGCUGAGGGCGCACGCGUCUGCCAAGGACCGCAGUGAGGAGCAGCGCACCACGGAGGCCGAGAAGAACGAGCGGGUGCAGAAGCACCUGAAGGCUCUUACAUCUGAACUGGCCAAUGCUCGAGACGAGACAAAGAAGACCGCGAACGAUAUGAUCCAUGCUGAGAACAUGAGGCAAGGCCGCGACAAGUACAAGACCCUCCGCCAGAUCCGGCAGGGCAACACCAAGCAGCGCAUCGACGAAUUCGAGUCCAUGUAACCCCUCCUGUCUCUGUGGCCCCUGCGCUCUCCCUCCUUCCCACCGCCUCUCCCCUUUCUCUGUGUGUUAACUGCGUGAUGCUGGAGCCACUGCGGGAUGCUGCCAGGCCGUGCUGGGCCAGACGGGAAGCAGGUGGGGUGGGGAACUCAGCUGUGCCUUACCGCAAAUUUUCUGGGGGUGACGACUCCCACCGUUGCCCAGCCUGGGCUAGCGAGCGAUGCCCAUUCCAUGCCCCUCUGUGGGGCUCACGGUCCGUCAGGGGUGUCGUUGCCCCAGCAGCGACCGCUUCUCUCCCCACCCAGGCAGUGUCGGGGGCUCUGCUCCCCUGUCCCUGGGAGAAAAGCAAUGAGGAGAGCAGGCUGGACUAGAAUGCAGCCCUUUGCGCCUCACCUCAGAGACCAAAGCGUUCCGUAAUUCUCUGAAUCUCAGCAAACCGAGCACACGCCCCUGAUCUUUUUAGCAUUUUGCAUGUGCCACGACCUUUUAAAAGGUUGCAGAGGUCUGGAAUGGAUCGUUAAUCAUGAUAUCUAGAGUAGACAAGGUUAUUCCUCUUCGAACAGAAGAGCUCUUGCCAUAUCCAGUAGGAUGAACAUUUGGCCACCCAUCUUGCUUUGCCUGAGUGUUUAAAAGAGGCUUUGAGCCAGCCAUGAGUAUUUCUCCGAGGGGAGAUGUACCUUCAGGGUCUCCAGCACACGCAUCACGCCUUCCGGUGCCUUAGGACACGUUCAUUCCCUUUUCUAACAGUGUCAGGUUUUUAUACAGCGCUCUCUGGUUUACUUAACUCACUUUGUAACAUCAUGGGUUUUUCCUGUUCAUAUUUUCUCCACAUCACCAGCCAUUUGUACUGUUGUGAUUUCGGCCUUUUAUUUUUAUCAUUUUAGAAAAGGGUUUCUUUUUAUUUCAUUUUUGGAAGAUGGCAGCCUGUCCGUAUUUUCUAGAUCUGUUGCCUUGGAGUGCCUUUUGCUCUUUGAGUUUGUAAAAUAAUUUGUGGCUCUCGCUGGAGGAGCUGCCUGUCUAUCACCACCUUUGCCAGCCUGCUGUUCUCCGGAUGUGUUUGGAGUAGAACUCCCACGUUGGCAAGGCUGGUCUACCAAUUCCACGCUGGGACAGAGCUUCUCGGUGCCGCUUUGCCAUCAACGCGCCAAGGGGGCCUGCCCACCUGUGACCUUCUGCAUUCAUGAAGGACAUAUGGAGGCUUCACCGGGGAGCUUCCUCGGAGGCAGAUGACUUCUGCCCAUGCCCCCAAGCCUCUCCCCACAAUGAAUUUUCCGGACGGGCUCAGCGGAUCAACCGCUCUGUUCCGCAGUCCUCUAGGCACCCGUUACCUGGCAUCAUCCAGGUUAACUUCCAUGCUUUAGGAUAUGCACCAUCUCUCCCAGUCUGCUGUGGGUUUCCUGAAUUUCCCUUGUGCACACAAACACACCCACACGCUUUCAGAGUACAUCAAUCCGAAAAGAGUUACUGCAAGCGCGAGUGCAAUGAGGAAAAGAAGUAACUGGUGCAGCCAACACCUGUGGAGAGGGGCUAGGAAGAAGCUUGUGCAGGUCACUUCCACCGAGGGCCCUGGACAGGGUUUCGGGUUCCAGAUCUUUGCUCCAAGCCACCCUGCCUGCUUGGCGUGGCUUGCCCAGGAUGCCGCUCUCUCAGCGCUUCCAGAGAGUACCAAGGAAAGGACAGUGUGCAUGUCCAGACACUCCUUUUCCCACCCCUUUGGACAUAAUGUGCCUUAGGAAAAGGAUGGGGCUGUGGGCCAUGACCCACCAGCCCCUCCACCCCCUGAAAAUGUGCAGCCCCGUUGCUUUGGCCAUUUUUUAAAACAACGGUGUUAGAACUGUUUUAUAUGGAAGAGAUAAAUUUGCAAUGCGCUCGCUCUUUCUCUCGUUACUGGGUCACCAUUAAAGCUGCUCCCAGUGCUUCAGCUUGCUCCUGGUGGUUCGCCUUCAGGCUCUGCACAUCACUAGCACCCUUGGGUUUCAAGCCAGCCUUCACACGGUGCCUACCGAUCGGCGCUGGGCUAACCGAGCAGCUCAACCGCCUUGGUGUUGUCCCCAGGAUAUGCAGUCCCAGCGCCCUUUCCUGCCCCCGGCCCCGCUCUCCUGUCCCCCACAACAGAAUCAACCAACUUGUGCCAGUGAUUCUCACUCCCCAUGUAGCUGGUUCGGCCCUUCUCUGAUCUCACCAGUAUUAUUCCAGUGGUAUCUAACAAUAAUGGUUUCCUUCUCUUUUCUAGCUAUGCACAAUAGAAAAUAUUAAUCAUGGACGUGUUGAGGGGGAGGGGGAAUGACCCCCUUCUCCGUGGAAAAUGUAUACUGUAUUGUAAAGAGAUGAUAUUUUGCAGGAAAUUAAUGUAAGAAGCAUUCAGUAUUACAGUGAGAUUCUAGACACGUUUUUAAUUAUUUGUUAGAAUACAUGGAGGGAUUUCCUCCUCUCCAUUCCCACCCCCCCCCCCCAAUUUGUUUACUGCUAUUUUCUUGGAUAUAUACUCUCCUUCUAGAGGAGGGGGGGUUAUUCUAGUAUACAUUUUUGUCUGGCUUUAUAUUUGUGUUUUGGAAUUUUUGCUGUAAAUUAUGUCUACUUUUUUUGACCAGCCUUUUUACAUACUAUGGUUCAAACACCAGUCCUGGCGUGGCUGCAAAGCGACCCGCGUGACUCUCUGGUGAUCCACAGGAUCCUACCCUGUACUCACAAGGGGCUUUGUUAAGUCCGCACCUUGUUCUCUCCAUUCAGUGCCAAUAAAGUUUAGACCAACUGAA